Fraxinus pennsylvanica is the source of this 600-nucleotide messenger RNA. The record is from the annotation of a GenBank genome assembly. Lineage: Eukaryota; Viridiplantae; Streptophyta; Magnoliopsida; Lamiales; Oleaceae.
AUGACGAUUCCCGAUGAGCCCACGUCGAAAACGGUGGCAGAAUCGUCGCAGUCGGCGGCAACUCCGGCGAACGGAGAUUUGGAGAAUCAGACGCUGGGAAGGGGUACCGGAGUUUCGAACAUCGUACGACGGUGGAAGAGAGAGGAUCUUCUCAAGAGAGGGUCCUUGGGUUUGCGAGGCUUCGGUUUGCUUUUUUCAUUGCUGGCUUUCAUUAUAAUGGCUAGUAAUAAGCAUGGGGAUUGGAAGGAAUUUGAUAAAUAUGAGGAAUACAGGUAUGUAUUGGCAAUAGCAAUUCUGUCAUCUUUGUACACUGGAUUACAGAUUUUGAGGCAGGUUCAAGAACUCUCCACCGGUCGAGAAAUGAUUUCACCGAAGAAUAUGUUGGUUGUGGACUUUUUUGGGGAUCAGAUUGUGGCAUACUUAUUGAUAUCAGCAGCUUCAUCCGCCGUGCCCUUGACUAAUAGAAUGAGAGAAGGGGCUGAUAACAUAUUUACAGAUUCAUCUGCAUCAGCAAUCAGCAUGGAAUUCUUUGCCUUCAUCUUACUUGCAUUGUCAGCUAUGAUUUCGGGAUAUAAACUCUCUAACCAAUCCUAUAUCUGA